UGACAAUUUGAUAAGAAAUUAAAUUUACGCUUCAAAAUAACAAAUUUACUAAUUUGCAAGUAAUCAAUCAAUUCCCUAUUUUUGAAAUAAUUAUUUAGGAUGGAUGAAGACGAUCACGAUGAGCUAUUGCAAGUUACCGACGACGAUUCUUUGUCCGAAACCGAAGAUCAAUGUCUUCCUAUCGAUAAACCGGCUGAAAAUUAUACAAACGGUCCAUCUUACUUCAACCAUACGAAAUUGGAGUUUAUAACAACCAAAAUUACUUUGGUUUUUGCUACUACUGUUAUAUUAAUCCUACUACCACUGUAUAUUGAUACCAUAAACGUCGAAGGAAACGCUUAUUCCUUGAUUUUGACUAAUACUUUCAUUUCGACUGUGAUGCUUGUCGUUACAAUGGGAAUAGCGAAAGUAUUUUUCGAAAAGUACAGGAACGUCAACGUUUUUAGUUUACCAGUCAAAUCUUGGAAUCUACUCCAGUUAUCUCUUGUGUAUUUCUCGUCGGCUUUCAUGAUUAUCUACGCUUUAGAUAGGAAACGAGUCGUAUGCCAUUUACAGGAUCCCAUCAAAGGAAUCGUCUUGGUAUUCUCCCUGUUGUACUACUUCUUUUUUUGCAGAAAAAUAAUGGGUUUGCAAAGAAUUUUCUCUGCUACAACAAUUGUCGUCGGGAUAUUUAUCACUGUCGAUUACGGUUUAUGUGACGAAUUCAGAUGCAGGGGGUACGAGAGGGAGAAAAUCAGCGAAGAUUCGGGACCUUGGAGUGGCGAGAACCACGCUUUAUGGACUACAGUCUACAUCGCAGGAUUUGCUACAUUUGCUGCUUACUUCACACUGCUCGAUCGAUACCUUUUGACUGCUAAUGAAGUCGAAACUCAAAAUAUUACCAUGCCUUCCACGUUGUUAAGUACAGUUUCAAGAUCUGUCUCGUUCCCUAAUUCAAAUUCGCAACCGCAAAUUAUCGGACAAAAUUUGAAUAACAAUUCUCAAUCGACCAAGAUACAAUCUGUGGUACAUCUUGCGAUGUGGUUACAUAUUUUUGGUUUGGUUUUCGCUGUAUUGAUGUUUUGGUUUGAUAUUUUACCAGACAUUGGUAAAGGCAAUGAUAUCCAACAGUUUUGGAAUUAUACUUCGAAUGGUAUACUUUGCCAUUUCCAGAAACCACAACCACCUACCAUGGGCCAAUUUCCAUGCGGAAACGUCUUUAUGUAUUCUUGGAUAUUCAUGUGUUGCUACAUACUGUUCGUUGUAAUGUCGAUGAAGUUUUUAAUUCUAACUCAAUCGGCUGUUUUUACAAUAGCUGUCAUGUCCACAUCACUUCCUUUGGCAAACAUUUGGUGGUCUUUGUUCCAUGCCUCACCCAAUACAAUUGGCCUUUUAAUAUGGUCGCCGUCUCUGACAGGUGAGCUCAUUUGUGCAAUUUUGGGUUUACCUAUUAUGCUAGUGGGGCUCUUUUUGCUGUGCAAGGCUCAUUUAAAGAAUUGCCAAUAUUCAAAGCACUGUAACCGAUUUGUUAUGUCAAAUGAUGGGUUUGCUUGAAUUUCCAAGGCAGAAAUUGAACCAAUUAGUGCAAAUAUAAGAUAAUAUGGGUUUGCAUUAUUUUGGUUACUUUAGUAUAGGAAAUGUUUACCUAUAAUAUGUAUUUUAUGUUGAUGAUAUGUUAAGCAUUAAGCUUAAAAAUUUGCUAUAGCAUAAAACCUAUCAUGCUAGUCAUUAAAUGGUUAAUAAAUUGUAUUAUGCUGUUUAAAGACUAAAAUGUAGUUUUAUGCUACAUAUAAAGUGGCAUUUUAAAAAUAUUUAUUGUGAUAUGAUUUUGUGAUUUAUGUUGGGGUUCAGAGAAUAUUUAUGUUUUACGCAAAGAUUAAAAUUGUUUUACUUUAAAAAGACUGAUUUUGCACAGUUUUAUUUUUUUGAUUUAAUUGUUUUUUUACUUGUGACUUUUUGAAUGGAUAUUACUCAAAUUUAUUGUUUCAAUUGAACGUAAUUGAACUCAAAAAGCCACUCAUUAGGUUUUUUUCAAAUAUUGCAUACUUUUAAAUCAAAAGACAAUAGUAUUAUGAAUAAACUGCAGGGGUAUUUAAAAGUAGUGUUUUUGACAAAAAAAUGUCCAGGUACUUAUAUUACAAAAAUGGUUAUUUUGGAGCAUUUAUGAUUCUUCAGAAAUUAAGUAUGAAGUUCAAUUAAUUGCUCUUAUAAAAUGUUACAAUAUUGUUGUUCUAGAUAUAAAAAUGUGUUGCUUUAACUAUACAUAUUUCUAAGUAGAUUUUAAAAUCGGAUUUCCCCAAGUAAUAUUUCGUUUACAUUGUUCUAAUACAAUUUUUCUUCGAUUCAUUAUUUUGAAUAGGCAAAGUCCUUAGAAGGGUACAAAAUGUAAUUGCCAAUAAUGUUGAACUUUUCAAAUUGUUAACUAGUACUGGUACAAGACUAUAAUAUUUGUCUAACCGUUAUAUGUAUAAAAAUAUUUACAUAUUGUAUAGUUAAGUGUUUUACACAUGUAUUCAACUUAUAGCACUAGACCGUGUUUUUAUUAAACGUACUUUGUGUUUGAUAUAAUACUAUAAAUGUGAUGAAAUAUAUUAAAACUGAUUAAAAUAUAUUCGAAUUUGCUCAUCGUAACUAUAAAGGAUCUUAUACAAAAUGUAUUGAGAAUUUUACUAAUUCUAUCAUGCUUUCCAUUUAGCUUUAAUUUUCCUGAUUUUAUUUAUACAAGUGGUUCCUUAAAUUCUAGACCAAAAUUUGGAGGAUUUCCAGGGUCAAUUUUUCUAUACCAUAAUCAUUUUGAAGUUUUGGCCUUUUAUUUAAGGGACACUCGCUAUAUCUUUGUAUUGCGUUUAAGAAUCUGUUUUUCUUCAAUUUCAAUCUUGUUAUCUUCAAAUCUAAUACUUUGCUUACCAAAUAGUUUGUGCCAAAAAUUAGUAGUAGAUAUUUAUUGUUACUAUAACUUUAUUCCGUCUUUUUCAACGAAAUUACAGCAGUAUAAAGUAAAAAUAAUAUGUAUUCGCCAAAAAAAAUCAAUUAAUCAAAGUGUAGGUAAUUGUUUGUGUGUACUAAAAAUACCUAUGUAUUGAGAUGUAUUCUAAAAUGUAUCGAUUUUUGGUCAUGUCGAAAUCAAUAAUUUUAUUCACAUGGCCAGAUUUAACUAUUCAUUAUUCAAAUUUUAGUACUUAUUAGAUGUUAGCGUUUAUUGUUAAUUUUCGAAAUUAAAUAUUCUAUUCUAUUA
Molecule: messenger RNA, 3214 nt
Organism: Phyllotreta striolata
Lineage: Eukaryota; Metazoa; Arthropoda; Insecta; Coleoptera; Chrysomelidae
Source: the annotation of a GenBank genome assembly